ACUAGAAUCAUCGUCCUGCCAUACUAUGGCUUCUUCUUCCCACCAGUCUCUCCUUCACAAACCCAAAAAAUCCAUUUCCAGAACCAUCUUCCUCGCUCUCUCUCUAGCUGCUCUCAUAGGCUGCUCAGCCGUUGUUGCCUCUACUCUCUUCACACCCUCCUCCUCCUCCUUCGUCAACCUCUUCCACCCUCUGCAUCAUCAUCUCUGUGAUCAUGCCCUUCACAAAUCAUCAUGCCUUGCCCACGUCUCUGAGUUAACUAAAGAUUCAGCCUUUAACGACCAAAAAUCCAAAUUGCUUCAAUCUUUUCUGAUCAAAUCCACCUCACAAAUUCAGAAAACCGUGGACUCAACCAAAGCCAUCAAACACAGGAUCAAUGAUCCAAAACAGCACCAAGCUCUGCUUGUCUGUGAGCAACUUCUGGACUCUUCCCUUCAUAGAGUUUGGGACUCUGCGGUGGCCCUCACAGAAAACACAACCAAAUCCUACCAGGAUGCUCACACAUGGCUCAGCACUGUCCUCACUAACCACAUCACUUGCUUGGAUGAGCUAGAGGGAUCAGGUCGAGCCCUUAUAGAGUCUGAGCUCAAUGACUUAGUCGCCAGAGCAAGAACCUCCCUAGCCAUGCUUGUUCAUGUCAUGCCCUCUAAAAUUGAAACUAUUAAGGAGCCACUGAAUGGGGAGUUUCCCUCAUGGGUGACCAGUAAGGAUAGGAAGCUUCUGGAGGCUUCUGCAAAUGAUAUAAAGGCUAACGUUGUGGUGGCCAAGGAUGGAAGUGGCAGGUUUAAAACAGUGAAGGAGGCUGUGGCUGCGGCACCUGAUAACAGUAAGACGAGGUAUGUAAUAUAUGUGAAGAAGGGAGUUUAUAAAGAGAAUGUUGAGAUUGGAUCCAAGAAGAAGAAUGUGAUGCUGGUGGGUGAUGGUAUGGAUUCCACUAUCAUCACUGGAAGCUUGAAUUUCAUCGAUGGAACACCCACCUUCAGAACUGCCACCGUCGCUGCGGUUGGGGAUGGAUUCAUAGGCCAAGACAUAUGGUUCCAGAACACGGCAGGCCCACAGAAGCACCAAGCGGUGGCUCUCCGCGUCGGCGCCGACCUCUCCGUCAUCAAUCGCUGCCGUGUCGACGCCUUCCAAGACACUCUCUACGCCCACUCCAACAGGCAAUUCUACCGUGACUCCUUCAUCACAGGCACCGUCGACUUCAUCUUCGGCAACGCCGCAGUUGUGUUCCAAAAGUGCAACCUCGUGGCCCGAAAGCCAGAGGCUAAACAGAACAACAUGGUCACAGCUCAAGGACGCGAAGACCCAAACCAGAACACAGGAACUUCCAUCCAGCAAUGUAACCUAACACCAAGCUCCGAUCUCAAGCCCGUCGUGGGCUCAGUCAAAACCUUUCUGGGUCGUCCAUGGAAGGAAUUCUCUCGAACUGUCGUGAUGCAGUCAUUCCUGGAUAGCCAUAUUGACCCAUCAGGAUGGGCUCCAUGGGACGACAAGCAAUCCACGCUGAAGAAUCUGUAUUAUGGAGAGUACAUGAACAAAGGACCUGGUGCUGGGACUUCCAAGAGAGUGAAAUGGCCUGGGUUUCAUGUGAUUACAAGUGCCGCUGAGGCUAGCAAAUUCACAGUGGCUCAGCUCAUUCAAGGAGGAACUUGGUUGAAGGACACUGGGGUCGCCUUCACUGAAGGACUAUAGAUCGAUCACUUCUUGCGUUUUAAACCUUUGAGCAUGUUUCUUCCAUGGGCUUAUGCUAGUUUUAAGAACUUGGUACUGUAGUGGUGAUGUAUUGGUGAUGAAGAUGAUAAUCGAAUUUCCCCGGUGAGUUCAUGUAAUGGCCGCGUAACGUAACUUAUCAUGUUUUGGAAAUAAAUUAAUUUCAUCUUACCUUAAUAA
Molecule: messenger RNA, 1888 nt
Organism: Neltuma alba
Lineage: Eukaryota; Viridiplantae; Streptophyta; Magnoliopsida; Fabales; Fabaceae
Product: pectinesterase-like
Exons: 2
Coding region: 26-1690 (554 amino acids)
Biological process (GO): cell wall modification
Molecular function (GO): pectinesterase activity; enzyme inhibitor activity
Source: RefSeq, a predicted model, not a curated record